Messenger RNA from Xenopus tropicalis (tropical clawed frog), 1807 nucleotides. RefSeq names its product cleavage stimulation factor, 3' pre-RNA, subunit 2 (gene cstf2). The transcript is spliced from 16 exons. Gene Ontology annotation, molecular function: RNA binding; nucleic acid binding. Gene Ontology annotation, biological process: mRNA 3'-end processing. The record is from RefSeq and is a predicted model, not a curated record. NCBI's taxonomy places the organism in Eukaryota, Metazoa, Chordata, Amphibia, Anura, Pipidae. Bases 77 to 1645 code for a protein of 522 amino acids. Gene Ontology annotation, cellular component: nucleus.
CUGAGAGCAGGAAGUUGCCUUUGUUUCUGCGGGGAAUUGAUUUUGUGACGGACUUCAGCGGUUCCACUGUAUCGGGAUGGCGGGGUUGAACGUGAGAGAUCCAGCGGUAGAUCGGUCCCUACGGUCUGUGUUCGUUGGGAACAUUCCUUAUGAGGCUACAGAGGAACAGCUAAAGGAUAUCUUCUCCGAGGUGGGGCCGGUCGUCAGUUUUAGGUUAGUCUAUGACAGAGAAACUGGGAAACCAAAGGGUUAUGGCUUUUGUGAAUAUCAAGAUCAGGAGACGGCCCUUAGUGCCAUGAGAAACCUAAACGGAAGGGAGUUUAGUGGACGAGCCCUGAGGGUUGACAAUGCAGCCAGCGAGAAGAAUAAAGAAGAACUCAAAAGUUUGGGAACAGGAGCCCCUAUUAUAGAGUCCCCAUAUGGUGAUCCAGUUUCUCCUGAGGAUGCCCCAGAAUCCAUCAGUCGAGCUGUUGCCAGUCUGCCCCCCGAACAAAUGUUUGAGCUCAUGAAGCAGAUGAAGUUAUGUGUACAAAACAGUCCCCAGGAGGCGCGGAAUAUGUUGCUGCAGAAUCCUCAACUGGCGUAUGCCCUGCUACAAGCACAAGUUGUAAUGAGGAUUGUGGAUCCUGAAAUUGCUUUAAAAAUCCUUCAUCGCCCAGCAGUUGUUCCUCCUAUGAUGUCCAAUAAUCAGCAGCCAGGUCAAGGACCUAACAUGCCCCUUAACCAGCCAAAUGUACCUGUAGGUCAACCACAACCUAUGGGUGCAAUGCAUGUGAAUGGAGCUCCUCCUAUGAUGCAGACACUACCUAUGCAGGGUGGAGUCCCAGCACCAAUGGGAAAUCCUGCCCCAGGACCUGUUUUACAGGGAGGAGCUUUACCACCCCAGGUUGGAAUACCACCUGGCGCAGCCAUGCCAAUGGAAAGAGGCCAAGGGAGCCUACAGCACUCACCUGUGGCCCCCGCAGGGCCAGCUACUAUAGAGAGAGUACCAGUUCCUAUCAAUGAUGCCCGAGCCCCUGUACAACGUGGUCCCACAGCCGCCAAUGUCCCUCCUCGUGGACUUCUGGGAGAUGGCCCCAAUGACCCACGUGGAGGUACUUUGCUGACAGUGACAAGUGAUGAGCAGCCCCCCAGCCGUGGAUACAUGGCUGCACCCAUGCAGGGUGUUCCCCCAAUGCACCAUGAGAGGGGUCCUGCACCUCACGAUAUUAGAGGGGUACCAAUGGGUGAUGCACCCCGAGCCAUGCUGGCAGAUGCAAGGGGUGCACCUAUAAUGGAUCCACGAGGACCCCCAAUGGAUGCACGAGGUGGUAGGGAUCCUAGAGCAUUGGAGCCCAGAGGCCCUGGACCUGUUCCUGGCUCUGCUCCCAGAGUACCAGUUGCUGGAAUGCAGGGUCCAGGUCCCAUGGGACCCCAGCCUCCCAGACAGCUUCAUUCUGAGGUUCCUGGUAUCCAGGGAGCAUCAACACAGGGAGGUUUCAGCCCAGGACAAAGCCAGGUAACGCCACAGGACCAUGAAAAGGCUGCCCUCAUCAUGCAGGUUCUGCAGUUGACACCGGACCAAAUCGCUAUGCUCCCCCCUGAACAAAGACAGAGCAUCCUUAUCCUGAAAGAGCAAAUCCAGAAAUCCACAGGUGCUCCCUGAAAGGAAUUUGCACAGCGCUGCCGUAACACCCGGAAUGCUUGGAUAUAUGUUUGUUUUGAAAGGGCUACACAGACACACGAGGAGCUCCUCUUCCAAACCUGUAUUAUUUGUGUUUUCUUUAAAUGUACUGUAUGCUAGAAAUAAAUGUGUCUUUUUUUUCUC